Messenger RNA from Nezara viridula (southern green stink bug), 464 nucleotides. Lineage: Eukaryota; Metazoa; Arthropoda; Insecta; Hemiptera; Pentatomidae. The record is from the annotation of a GenBank genome assembly.
AACGAGUCUUUCUGCAAAAUCUCGGGUUACAACAGAGCCGAGGUGAUGCAGAAGUCUUGCAGGUGUACUUUCAUGUACGGCGAGCUGACGGACAAGGAGACCAUCUCGAGGAUAGACGAGAUCCUGGAAGCCCAGCUCCACGACCAGUUCGAGAUCCUCCUCUACAAGAAGAACAAGACUCCGUUAUGGCUACUCCUCCAGAUCGCGCCGAUCAAGAACGAGCGGGACCUGGUCGUCCUCUUCUUGCUCACCUUCCGGGACAUCACCGCCCUCAAGCAGCCCAUAGAGACCGAGGAUGCCAAAGGAGGGACUUGAUCACGGCAAAGAGAAGAGCUCGUAAGAUAUGGCAGACUAACAGACUUCCUUCAGAUAAACGAACAUUUGACAGACUGAAUAAUCAAAUUAAACUACUAAUACAACAAUUCAAUGCGACAAACUAUGAUGCUUACUUGAAAAGCCUAUAG